Metarhizium album ARSEF 1941 is the source of this 525-nucleotide messenger RNA. RefSeq lists its product as uncharacterized. The transcript has a single exon. The record is from RefSeq and is a predicted model, not a curated record. Bases 1 to 525 code for a protein of 174 amino acids. Lineage: Eukaryota; Fungi; Ascomycota; Sordariomycetes; Hypocreales; Clavicipitaceae.
AUGAACAGCGCCAAAUUUCGGCUCUCUGCCCUUCGAUGUACCCGGACUACGUUUGUGCAAAUCCUUGGAACACCCGCUGUCUUCGCCGGCCACCUGGCGAGAUCACGCACACUACAGCAAUAUUUGAGCCCUGCCGAGAGCAGCGAGUCCUCGCCCUUCCAUGGAGCCAUAUACAGCGGCCGAUGGGGUAAGACGGCGUGGUGCUGGUGGGCUCCUGACUUUCGCCUACGCAAGCUCUUUAUCGGACAGAUGGUCACGAGUCGAAUCCAGGGCAUGCAGAAACCGAUCGCAAAGCUUCUCCAUUUGGCCGUCGCAGAAGCAUGCGCAUUGGGUCUCAAAGAAGUCGUCAUGUGGCAGCCAACAGCCGACGUCAGAGAAGCAGCCGGCAUGCUGGCUGAUGAACUGGGAGCCGGUGUUCAAGCUCUCUUUAAGGAACGGAUCGAAAACAUUCCCUGUGUUCGGUUACAUGAGCAGAAUAAACGAGAGGUAUCAUUGGUUGAGCCUCAGUUUUACGCGUGGUGGUAG